Molecule: messenger RNA, 2287 nt
Organism: Pungitius pungitius (ninespine stickleback)
Lineage: Eukaryota; Metazoa; Chordata; Actinopteri; Perciformes; Gasterosteidae
Product: neuropilin and tolloid-like protein 1
Exons: 10
Coding region: 107-1741 (544 amino acids)
Biological process (GO): positive regulation of excitatory postsynaptic potential
Cellular component (GO): postsynaptic density
Molecular function (GO): ionotropic glutamate receptor binding
Source: RefSeq, a predicted model, not a curated record
GUGGCGCAUGUUGUGAAGGACAGUUUUACCAAAGGAAGAGAUGUUUUAUCUACGACUAUUUCAUGGCAGUAUUUGUGCCUGAGAUCCUCAUCUCCAGGGAACAGAAAUGGAGCACAAACUUCUGCUGCCAAUCGUUUUAGCAGCAAGCCUCCUCUCACUUGAGCUGUCAGGGGCCUCAGCUACAGAAAUAAAAGCUCAAGGGAAGAACACCUCGGAUGUGACACCAGCAGGGCAGUGUGGGACCUGGGUAAAGGAGCCUGAGUGGGGGUAUUUCACGUCUCCUAACUACCCUCAGAAAUACCCUCCUGAGAGGGAAUGUGUCUACAUCAUAGAAGCCUCUCCCCGACAGUGCAUCGACUUGUUCUUCGAUGACAAGUACUCCAUCGAGCCGUCCUGGGAGUGCAAGUUCGACCACAUCGAGGUCCGUGACGGGCCGUUCGGUUUCUCCCCCAUCCUCGGCCGCUUCUGCGGGGAAGACAGCCCGGCCAGUGUCCGCUCCAGCGGGAGGUACCUGUACAUCAAGUUUGUGGCGGAUGGUGAGCUGGAGGCCAUCGGAUUCUCCGCCCGGUAUAACUUUACCCAAGAUCCAGAGUUCAAGGGGCUUGGAGAACUGCCACCUCUGCCAAUAUGUGAGUUUGAGAUGAGCGGUCCGGAAGGCUAUGUGGAAUCCGUACAGAUAACCGGGGAGGGCCGAGCGCUGCCCACUGAGGCUGUGGACUGCCGGUGGUACAUCAAGGCUCCGCCGAAAUCAAGGAUCUACAUGCGCUUUCUGGAGUAUGAGAUGCACAACUCUAAUGAAUGCAAGCGGAACUUUGUUGCCAUCUACGAUGGCAGCAGUUCUGUUGAACACCUGAAGAAUAAAUUCUGCUCCACUGUGGCCAAUGAUAUCAUGCUGGUGUCCUCGGUGGGUGUGGUGAGACUGUGGGCAGACGAGGGAAGCAGGAAGAGCAAAUUCAGGAUCCUCUUCACAACUUUCCAUGAGCCUCCGUGUGACGCUGAAACCUUCUUUUGCCACAGCAACAUGUGCAUCAACCGCACCCUGGUCUGCAACGGAAUCCAGAACUGCGUCUACCCAUGGGACGAGAAUCACUGCAAAGAGAAGAGGAAAGCCAGCAUCCUGGACACACUGGAUAACACUAACAUCACCAUCAUUACGGUGACCUGUGGCCUGGUCGUCAUCCUACUCGUCAUCUCGGUCAUCAUCCAGGUCAAACAGCCACGCAAGAAAUACAUCAUCCGCAGAGAUGACUUUGACCCUGCCCUCCUCCACCCUGGCUUUGAGCCCCCCCACUACGAACUCUGCACUCUGCGCCGCGACCUGUCCGGUGACCUGACCGAUGCCGCCAUGGCCGAGGACUACGAGAAGCACCACAAGCUCCGCCGCUCCUCCUCCAAGUGCAUCCGCGACCACCACUGCGGAUCCUUCCAAGGAAGCUUCCACGGCAGCCGCAGCAACCUGAGCGGGAGGGACGCCACCGUCGCGGCCGAGCCGCAGGCGAUGGUGGGCCAGCAGUCACCGGGCCUCCCCCAGCCCGCCGCGGCGACGGGACGAAGGAGCAUCCUGGUGAUGAAGCAUAGCUAUUCUCAGGACGGGGCAGAAGGGUACAGGGCGGAGGAGGAGGAUUCGAUGGUGGAUGAUUGUCCCGCCAACAGCCUGCACCACAUGCACCACCACCAGAUACACAGAGGCUUGUCGGGGCUGGACCACGCUGUCCACCGUACACUUUCUAACGACUUCUAAUAAGGCGACAAAUAAAGAUGUAGGUUCAGCUUGUUAGGGUUUCUGUCACAAAUAAAAUGAAAGUUUUACAUUGCAACAUGAAUAGGGUGGACUGGAGCUUUAUCUAUAAUAAAAUAUUCCUCUGUCUAAGAGUUUAGGUGCAACUGUUGCUUUGGAUUGGGAGUGUCGGGAAAUUAACAGUUGGGAUUUGACAUUUCAGCUCCUGCUAUGCCCCUUGUUUAUAUUGAAAAUGAUUUUAUGAAUGAUGUCUUGUAGUGUUUUCUCUAUGUUUGGACAUCAUGACACCACCCAAGGAAAGAACAUGUUGCCAUUCUCAGGCCAUUCCACUUCCAUCAACAAACUCCUUGUUGUGUUGACCAUUACUUCAAAUAAUAUAGGCAUAUAUUGCAUGUUGCUGUGUCAAUUGAUAUAUUAUUUAUUGAUUUUUUUGUUUUAAUGUGUUUAUUAAUUAUUGUUUUUUGUGUAAGAUUUGUCCCUUUUUUCUUGGUGUCUGUCUCUUAAUAUUUUCAUUAAACAUAUUUGUCUUCUUCUAGUCUGGAUGGCCGG